AUGGGUGUACCGGAUAAUGGCCCUGUAAUUGCUGGCGUAACAUGGAUGUUGACGGUAUUGAGUGGUGGUUUUUUGGCUGUGAGGCUGUAUGCGAAGACGAGUCGCAGACAAGGUCUUUGGUGGGAUGAUCACAUCUUGACCAUUUCAUGGGCCCUUCUACUUGCCCAGGCCGCCAUCACCCAAGCAGGACAGCAGUUGGGGUUCGGAAAGCGAAUGGAAGAUAUUCCAGUCAAGUACCUUACCACUAUCUCCCUCGGCAUGUCCGUUGCCGCGUCGAUAUCUUGUUUCGCAUCCACAUUUUCGAAGAUAUCCUUUGGCGUCACGCUACUCCGCCUCACGACAAGCUACCUGCGCUGGUUCGUAUGGUUCUGCAUCGUGACUCUCUUUCUCAUAAUGCUGCCAAGUGCGCUGGCUACAUGGGUUCGGUGCCACCCGAUGGAGAAGGCCUGGAACGACACUAUUCCAGGGACCUGCUGGGAUCCCACUCGCUCCGUGAACUAUGGUAUUUUCAAUGCUGCGUGGUGCGCUGCGGCGGAUUUUGCGCUCGCGCUUUUACCAUGGUAUCUGAUAUGGGGAUUACAGCUGAAGCUCCGCGAGAAGAUUGGAGUGGGCAUUGCUAUGAGCAUGGGUGUAUUAUCUGGUGUUUGCGCAAUCGUGAAGGGGGUGUAUGUCAUUCAACUUGGCCAGAAAGACUUCUCAUACAACGGCAAGGAGCUCACAAUCUGGACUGCCGUCGAGACAGCAACCGCCAUUAUUGCCGCUUCCAUUCCUGUCCUCCGUGUGUUCUUCAAGGAAACCAUAUCUUCUUAUUCACGCUCGCAUACCCGAACAAACAAAAGCGUACCGCUGUCAAGAUUAAACCAAAGUCAACACUCUACAACUACCACGACCGUGCACGCGAUGGAAAAAGGAAAAGAGGGCCGGUGGACUGUGAUCGAGGACAAUGGAGAUGACUCGAGUCAGAGGGGUAUAUUAGACGACGAAGAGAUGGGAAGAGUUCGCCGCUUGACGGCAUACGAGGACGAUCACAUCAUGCAGACAAACACCGUUACGGUGACGUUUGAGAGCGAUGCUCGGUCUGAUCACAAAGCUAGAUCGUUUCUGGGUAUAGCCCGCUGA
Molecule: messenger RNA, 1119 nt
Organism: Alternaria atra
Lineage: Eukaryota; Fungi; Ascomycota; Dothideomycetes; Pleosporales; Pleosporaceae
Exons: 3
Coding region: 1-1119 (372 amino acids)
Source: RefSeq, a predicted model, not a curated record